UUCCGGUAAUAGUUAUUCACACGUGACCAAAGUGUGGUUGAUUUCAAAAUGGCGGACGGUGGAGUGGAAGAAAGCCAAGCUAUCAGGUUUGAUUUUCUCAGUAAAAUAUUGCAAUUUUUAACCUUUUCUAUUAUAUUACGUUACUUUGUAUAUAGCAAUGAAUAUGAAAUGUUUUGAGGGGAGAAAUGCUUGCUCAAGUUGCCAUAUUUAUUAGCUUGAAAUGUUCUAUUUUAUAUAUAUUUAUAGUUUAUAUAUAGUAAUGAUAUUGAAACAGACAAAUAAAUAGUAGGUUCUAGGCUCUCUUAUCUGCUUUAUUCUGUGGAUAUUAGCAAAAAAGUACCACCAUACCAUGAUUCACAAUGAUUUGUCAUCCAAGUGUGAGAAUGCCGAGAAACAACUUUUCCUUGGUCGGCAACUCGGCAUCACUUAAUAGGCCAAUGGAAGUGAGGUAUCAGUUUACCGUCACCUAAAAUUUCAAAAGUUAAUGCGGAUUUUAUUCAUUAUUUUUCACGAUUUGAAUUUGUCAAAUUUUGAGCUAAUAAUCCGAAUUUCGACCGAAAAAAUCCAAGAAAAUUUUGACGAUUCUUGAGCUUUUUGCUAGCUUAAUUCCGAGCUAUCAGCUAUGUCUUUGACUCCAUUUCGCUGUGGCUUCGCUACGCAGGCUAUGGCUUUGCUAACUGUAUAAACAAAGUCGGUAUUUGCCAAUAAUUUCAACAGAAAGCCAUUUUUGAAACACUUCCUAUACAAAUUUGACAAAUAAUGAAAAAAUCACGAAAUAAUGAAACAUUUCACGCCGGUGCCUAAAAUAGACGCGCAUGGGUGACGGUAAACUGAUACCUCACUUCCAUUGGCCUUACUGUGGCAAAAUCGAUGCCUGAGGUUAGACACAGUAAAAUAAAGUAGGGCACACAGGGUGCAUUUGAUUAAUGAGUUAAUAUUUUAAUGCAGACCACAGUUUCAACCAAACCAAGGCCAACAACCUGCACACGAUGGUAAAAUGCAACAAGGAGCCCCACAAAUGUUCCCACCUGCAGUAAACAUGAUGUUUAAUCGACCACCAGGCAUGCAGCCUGGAGGCAUGUUGCCUAACACAAGACCAAAUUUUGGAAAUCAUUUACCAGCCAUGAAUUUACCUGGACUACAGGUUUGUAAUUUGUAUGUGACGAUAGUUUAUAUUUCAUUUUAGUCAAUUUUACUCAAAAAAGGUACGAUUAUGGCCAUUAAUGUGGUAACAAACUCAAGAUCCUUCUAUUUUUAAUUAGAGCUUUGGAGCCAUAUAGAAUGAGGCAGUUAAUCAAUAAACCAGAAAAGUUGAAAACUGAACCAAUCACCCCCUGAAAACAUAUUGAAAUUUAAUGUUCCAGGGGGGUGAAUGCCUCUACCGGAUUGGCUACGAAUAUGGCCGCCAGCUAUUUUUGUAAUAACUACCUAACGGUUUUCCAGCAGAAGUGAGACCUCUGUAUGUACCUACUCUGUGAUCACAGUGCUAGUUCAACAUUUUCUGACAAAACUUCCAACUUUCAAAUGUUGAAAACGUGAGAAAAUAGCACAUCUAACAAUUAUGGCUUACUGCUUACGUAUUAAGGCAAUACUGUACCAUUGUUAAUAUAAUUGUUUCUAAAACUAAAUCUUGCACGUGUAUUGUGAAGUUUAAUCUAACUGUAAUAUAUUUUGGCAUAAUUUUUUCGGGGGUUUUUCAGACAGCUUUCAGUUUUUACCUUGAAACACCUCACCCUAGAGUCAGGCACGGAUUUUUUGGGGGGAUGCUGUGAGGGGGGGGGGGGAGAAAUGAUUUACACCCCCCCCCCAGAGGCAUUUGGCACCACCCCAAAAUAUUUUUGCACCUCCACAAAUUAUAUAUAUUUUGAUUUGAUAGUUUCAUAUUUGAUUAUUCUUACUACUAAAUUUGUAAAAUUACCAAUAUUAUGGUCUCAGAUCUCGUUAAACUUUUUCCUUGGCCUUUCCGGGCGUUGCCACCACGCCCCGGCCAAAGCAAGCAGCAGCACCCCACCCCAGAUAUUUAUACACCACCCCCUACCCCGAACGAAAAUUUGAAAAUCUGUCUCUGCCUAGAGUCAUGCCCUUCUAUAAGCCAAUAGACAAGCCAAUAUUAGAUAAUCGACAUGUUGCUGUUUGCAAAUAAAAUUGUUCAUCAACAAUGUGAUUGGUCAACUCUGUAUUUCCAGAGACCACUAAUGAACGCUGCUGGUUUACCUAACCUUCCAAUCCCUGGACUGAAUGUACAUGCACCCAUGAUUGACACAAAUGGUGAUCUGUGGUUAGAACACAAGACACCAGAGGGAAAAGUGUACUAUUAUAAUGCCAGAACCCGAGAAUCUGCUUGGCAGAAACCAAAGAAUUUAGUAAACACUUUGAAACAACCAGAUCAAGCACUAAAUGAAAAAGAUAAACAGCAUCCCAAUGGUCCACAACAACCCAUGGCAAACUUAAACCCACUUUUACAGCUUCGGUAAGUGUAUGAUUGGGUCAUUCCAGAAAAGAUCCAUACCCCCCCUACGGAGGAAAUCGAAAAUAACCCCCUCCCCCCCUUCGGACAUCCUUGAAUGGUUCAUCCUCCCCCCCUCUCCGGACAUCCAAGCCCAAAAUUACCCCCCUCCCCUUCGGACAUCCACUAUUUCUAAAUUUUUCUAAAGGCUACCUCGCCGUUUGAAAACGUCACCGAAAAAUUAGACUACGUUCACACUACGCGCGAGCGAACUAAUGCGGGCAGAAUUUACGUGUGUUCAUACUACCGCCAUUACAGUUUGUUUACAAAUAUCACUCGUGUAAACCCAAAAUAUUUCAAAUAGACCCACGAAAAUUAACUGAAAAGCAUUCGAGUUUACACGUUUGUGUUCACACGAAGCUAUCAAGCGCUCCGCCGUUUUCACCUCGCUCCGUUUAGAAACCGUGCUCAAAUUGUUACGGCAAAAGUGACGUGAAAGUUUUCAAACGAUUUCGCUCCAGCGUAGAGUGAAUUAGCGAUGGCUUAUUGUGACUUUUCUACGCUGUUUUCAAAUAGCUCCGGCGUGGCGGAACACUUGGCGGCUUCUUGUGACUUGCGAACACAAACACGUGGCAGGUUUUGUCGGAUAAUUUGCAGAAAUUCACUUCGAAAUUCGUUCAAGUAAAAUUUGGACUGAAAUCUGAUGUAACUUGUGACUGAUUGACAAGCGUUGCUGUGUUUACUUACAUGUUAAUGCAUUUUUUAGUAUUACUGCAUUCCUUAACCUCGCCCUUAAUAUGAAAGCCAUUUCUAUUUUCUAGACACGGACCUCGCAAGGAAGCUUUAUUGACUAUAUACUAAAACAAAUUGUUUUGAGUUCAGUUCACAUAGCAGUCUCUUAAUUCGAGCAACAGUUUAAUAACUAUUAUUUUUAACACUUGAAUAAUUCAAACUUAUAUAUGGCGAACGAAAACUGCAAACUAUAUAAAUAAAGCGUGUCAAUUUUCGACUCAUUCUCAACAUGCAGGAUACGCUGUUACAGCGAGUUAGUUUUUGGUGGCCAUGCAUGCAAAAGUGGGCCGCUUAUUUUGCUUACGAGUUACGUGGACGUAUAAUUAUUGCUGUUACAUAAACGUUCCGGUGUUCAAGAGCUGCAUAUAUAUAGCCGAUAAAAAUUGCGUGCUCAUUAUAAUCGCCGAUCACAUGGCUUUAUCACAGUCUCAAACCUUCAGACAAACAUAUCCACAUUCCUCUCCCCCCCUUCGGACAUCCUAAGACAUUUUUCCUCUCCCCCCCUUCGGACAUCCUAAGACAUUUUUCCUCCCUCCCCCUUCGGACAGCAAAAAUUUCCUCCGUGGGGGGGGGGGUAUGGAUCUUUUCUGGAACGACCCAUUGUGUGGAUUUGCAUUAGACAUUUGAUAUAAACACAUGUCUGUAGUCACUAGUAAUUGCUGUAACAUUGCUUCUGGCCACCAAAAAGUACAGUGCAAGAAUAAUAUGUGCCAUACUGGAAACACUAUAAUAGUUUUGUUUGUGGAAACACCACGUAAAUUUAUUACUGUGACAGUAAUAAAUUUACGUGGUGUUUCCACAAACAAAACUAUUAUAUGUUUUAUCGCCAUGCAAACAUACAAAGAACUUACUGGAAACAUUGUUCAAUAAAUAUUUCAAUUUCUUCCCUUAUUUUACAACUAUUUAGGCCACCACAAUUCCCACCUGGCUUGCAGAUGAGAUUACCUUUUUCACCAAACUUACAACAUCGACCCGGGCUUGGCAUUCCACCUCGGCUACCUACUAAUCCAGGUAUCUCAAAUAUUACAAUUAUUUCAAAUUAGCUCACAUUUUCACUCAACCAAAUUGGCAUAACCUGAGUUUAAUUUUAUCAUAGAUAUUGUGAUAAUGAGAGAAAGGAUAGACACCCACCCCCCUAUUUUCAUUUUCCCCCCACAUCCUUUUCAAGUAAAAUAGAUAUCUUUCUCUUAAUCCCCCACCUCCAAUUUAAAGUCAGUGCUAUAUGUAUCUAUUAUUUUCAAGUUUAUUACCAUCUGGAACCCCUCAAAUUGAACGACACACCCAAUGAAUUACACACCUUCACUCCUGCAGUAUUUCAUAUGUGACUAGGAAUAAAAGAUAUAGUAGACACCCUCCCUCCUAUAUUCCCCACCUCCCUCCUAUAUUCCCCACCUCCCUCCUAUAUUCCCCACCUCCCUCCUAUAUUCUCCACCUCCCUCCUAUAUUCCCCACCUCCCUCCUAUAUUCCCCACCUCCCUCUUAUAUUCCCCACCUCCCUCCUAUAUUCCCCACCUCCCUCCUAUACUGUAUUUCCCACCUCCCUCAAUUCAAAGCCAGUUUUACAUUUGCAAAAAUCUUUCAGGUAUAUUCCCAGGUGGUACCCCUCCUAUUCUCUCCACACCUCAAGGGGCAUACCCGGAAUGGAGUGAACAUAAAAUGGCGGAUGGGCGUUCAUACUACUACAACUCCAAAACGAAGGCAUCAGUGUGGGAAAAACCCGAUGCUUUAAAAACACCAGAGGAGAAAAUGCAGGACUCUAAUAAAAUUCCUGAGACAGAGAAACCUGAAGAAAAUCAGGAUAAACAAUCAGGUAAACAAUAUAUUUUAUAAUCUGUUAUUUUGCUGUUCAUAAUUACAACUCAUAUAUAUCUGAUCGAACAUUCUGGAUCCUUGUUCUUUGUAUAUAACAUCCUUGACCUCGUAGCAAGCUUACAAGUUGUUUUUUGCAAUGAGUGGAAAAGUACCCUACGUCCUAAAAUGCGCCCUACUUUAUUAUUUUACUCUGUCUAACGCCAGACCAUUUUACUUGUCAAGGGGAGAGGCGUUGGCACUCAAUAGUUUUACUAAUUUUUUUAAGAUUCUGCGGAAGAUGCCCAGGUACCAGAUGAAAAACCAACAGAUGCGAACACUGAGCAGACAACUGAUGACCAAUCAAAAGAGACCAGUAGUAAUAAACCAGUGGCAAGUCAGUUGAUACCUGGUACGCCGUGGUGUGUUGUGUGGACUGGGGACGAGAAGGUGUUUUACUUCAAUCCUACAACCAAGGUGUCUGUUUGGGAAAAGCCAGAAGAAUUGGUUGAUAAUGACAAUGUCAAUGAAAUCUUGGAGGCUGGACCCGAGAAGAAAGCACCGAGUGAGUGACGUCACAUCUUUAGCUGUGUUGAUAUGAUACUACUGUAUAUAGGUGGGCUGACUGGCAAAAACAAAGCAACCCCUAGAAGUAGCGGGCAGGUUUCACAGUCAGUGCCGUAGCUUGGACCUUUUGAGUGAGGGGUGAAGCAUCCCGACUAAAUGGGUGUGGCUCUCGACAAAUAUAGGCGUGGCUUAUCAUAGACAUCUGUGGUGUCAGAGAGACAUAACUACUGAAACACAGUUAUCACCCACAGAGACCAUCAUUCAGUGCCCAGACCUUUUAGCUCAAUUUAUUUAAGCAUGCAGUAAUCUCUGCAACGAAAACGUUAUGACUUUAGUGUCCGGGAAUGAAAUGUGUACAAUUUUACGUCACACUUUCUGGUUUAAAUUAUUUCAGAAAACAGAGAUGUUAAGCGAAGUCCUGAAGAAAAAGCUGAUGAACCUGAAUCUAAAAAGCAACGGUAAUACUAUAUGUACUAGUUCGUGUUGAGGCCAUGUUACUCUAGCCAAUGUUUGCCCGGAACUUCCAACGCAAUUUAUGACAGGAGCCAUUUAUCUAAAAUGUAGUAGCAGAGAAAUUGUGAGCAUGUGCAGCCUUUUUUGCCAUCCUACUUUUUUCUUCCAAUUUUCUACUUUUCCUGUUUAUUAAAAAAUGCUUGGUUUUCCUACGUUUUGAAUUGAAUUUAUCGUUACGAAAUUAUGAAUGAAUUGUCUCGUACAUUUUCGUUAAAGUGUAAAUAUGCGAAGGCAAGAGUCAUUUGCUCUGAAUUCAUAUCAGAAAAAUAUCAUUUGCAGGUCGGCAAUUUUUGCCAGCCUGACAUAAUAGGUCAGCAAUCAGGUCGGCAUUUGUCGAUUGCCGACCUGAAUUCCGAGUCGUGCCGAAGCGAAUUCGGAGAGUGUGAAAUCGUCCCGAGAAUUUAAUAUCGCCGUGUUUUCCAACAGCGUGGAAGAUGAGAGCGCCGACGUUGAAGUGGCUCCCGUGGUACAAGAAGAAGAAAAACCAAAAAGUGAAACAGGGAAAAUUAUUGCGAGAGAAAGAGACGCUGCCAUCAAACGAAAGACGUUAGCCUUAGAUGAACGAAUGAAUGAUUUUAAAGAAAUGCUUCGAGAAAGAGGAGUAAGAAAAACUAUUUGUUAUUUUAUUCUAAAAUUUGACAAAUUUUCUAGGGAACCUUGCUCCCGGACGGUCGGACAAUUAGACCGGGGGGGGGGCAGGUUAUGCCCUUGUUGGUUAUUUUACGUUUAAAUUGCUAAGGGUGAUUUUUUGUUUGGGAUGAAAAUUGGGGACCCAGCCAAAAACCCUCGAAGCACAGUAGAGAACCGACAGAACUCUUUCCAUACUUUAGGUUUCGGCAUUUUCAACGUGGGAAAAGGAACUGCCGAAGUUUGUUUUCGACUCUCGUUAUUUGCUGCUAAACCAGAGAGAAAGAAAGACGGCUUUUGAUCAAUAUGUCCGAAUCAGGGCAGAGGAAGAACGUAUUGAGAGAAGAAGUAAGCUGAAGGAGAAGAAAGAAGCGUUCAAAGCUUUGUUAGAGGAAGCAAAAGUGUCUUCAAGGUACAUUACACUAUUAUUCAGCUCACUCCCUAUUGGGGCUUUUCGGUGACCGCGAUUACGUCAAGUAUUACGCUUAUAUGUACUUACAGUAUGUUACUUACUUAACCUAGACUAUUUAUCUUUACAACAAUUGUGAUUACUUUCUUAACUGUGUUUAUCCUAACCCACCCUGUCAACUUUUCCCUGUGGGAGGAAACCGGAGCGCCCGGAGAAAACCCACGACUUUUGGCAGAGCAUUGACUGACUCUUUUCACAUGAGUCCGUAGCGAGAAUCGAACCCACAAUAGACCCUUUGUACUGACGUCACAAAUCCUUACAGUGUCCUCCAAAUGCUCCCUAACAAUAUCUGUUCGGGUACAACAACCACAUACGGCGCAAAAACUAACCAUUUUGAUACAAAAUUAUUUUAAGUUUUACAAAAUUUGCUUUGUUUACAAAAGUUAUAUUAUGCAUAGAUUGCUAAUUUGUCCUUCAGAUGCAUCAUCACCGGUGCUGUGACGUCAUGUGCAAUGGGCAUUGAACUAUAAAUAAACUGGAAGGCUAACUGCUAUGAUGAAGGCCUAUGAUUUGAUGAAGCCAAAAUAGUUUUUCUGAGUUAUGAGCAGAAAUACUUGACCCCAAACGUCGGGCUAUAUAUCAAAUUGAAGCUAUUGAAAAUUGCUAUUUGGUGUGGAAAUUUCAAGACUUCAGCAAAAAGAAAAAUAUUUAAAAAAUACAAAAACAACUGCAAAACGGCAAAUUAUCGGUAAUUAUGUUUGUAGUUUUUCAAUAUUUCCCUUUUAGCUAAAGUCUUGAAAUUUCUACAUCAAAUAGCGUUUUUCAAUAGCUUCAAUUUGAUAUAUAGCCCAACGUUCAGUGUUGAGUAUUUCUGCUCAUAACUCAGAAAAACUAAAAUGCACUGGCUUCAAUCCCCCCCUGAGUUAGCCUUCCAGUUUAUUUAUAGUUCAAUGGCAAUGGGUCUAUUGCGAUCUCAGAUGUGAAAGGCACUUACUCUGACGACUGCGGCACCGAAGCCCCCUAUUUUUCCACCUUGUACAGCCUUUACACAUUAGAGAGGUUAAGAUUGACGUUUACGGCAGACCGGUUACCGCAAACGGGAAACUUCAAUGGAUUUUUCCCCUUGUAACUAAAAUUUCGAUCUAGACAAAAAUUUCAUCACAGCUUGAAAGAGCAUCACAAAAUUAGUAAUAUUCCAGAGUUUUGUUGCGAAAUAUUGUAAAAUGCGGAUAAUAUAGCCUUGCGAAGUUUGCCCUUUUUCAGUCAUUUUGUAUUACAAACGGGAAAUUGACAUCCGAUUCGGGUGUUGGGGCUGCAAUUUCCCGUUUGUAAUGCAAAAUGACUGAAAAUUGCAAACUUCGCAAGGCUCUAUUUUCCUCAUUUUACAACAUUUCGUAACGAAACUUUGGAAUAUUUCUAAUUUUGUGAUGCUCUUUCAAGCUGUGAUGAAAUAUUUGUCUAGACUUGCGUAGAUCAAAAUUUUGGUUAUAAGGGGAAAGGUCCAUUUGCAUUUGAAGGUAAGUUCUACAAGUUUCCGAAGGUUUCGACAGGUUUUUAGUCAAUUCAUUCUCUACGUUAGCGGUUACUGGUCUGCCGUAAACGUCAAUCUUAACCUCUCUAUUAUUACUGGGAUAGACAAUUAGAAAAAUGAAGGGGGAGGGUACAGGAAAAAAUCAAUACAUGAAAAAAAUCCAUACAACCAGAAGGUGGCAGGAAAAAAAAGGUGGCACAAAAAUGUUCAAUUAACGCAUGUUAGCUAGAAUUUCCUUCUAAUAUUGUAUUAGAGUGUGUAACUUAUGCUUGAACAUUUUAACUAACAUGCAUUGAAAUCAGUUUUUGUUGUAAGCUGCAGCAAUUUUCUUGCUCAUUUUCUUGCUCAUUUUACUUCACCUUUAGUGGAGAAUGAUUGGAUGGAUUGAAAAUGGAAUGCUUUAGACAUGGUAUUGUUUCUGUUUUUCAGGACAACAUUUAAUGAGUUCUCCUUGAAACACAGCAAAGACGAGAGAUUUAAAGAUAUUGCGAAGAUGAAAGAUCGCGAGGGUCUGUUCUCAGAGUACGUGAAAGAAUUGAGGAAUUUGGCACGAGAAGCUUCACAAAAGAAGAAAGAUUUCGUCGAUGAAAAGGUAAUGUUUUACUUCCGGUGCUGGGUGGGACUUGAACCUCAGUGAAAAGUGAAGCAUUUGAUCUUAAGUUCCGCUCCAUUGGACAUUAACUUUAGAGUUUAGUGAAUGGAAAAGAACGUACUAGAAAUAGUUAAGUAACAGUACAAAGUUUGAAACGAUUAGCGUAAAAAACAGCAAAAGUUAAUAGUGGCGGGUUUACCUUGCCCCACCAAGAGAAAAUCCCUGUAAUCAACUGAAUUAAACUUGUUUCAUCGCAAUAAAAAUCGAAGCGAAUAACAUGAAGUAGUUUCCACGAGCAGAAUUUUUGGUCAUUUGCUUCAUUGGGUUUCGAGAAACAAAAAAUUUCAUCCACCGUGCAUUUCCUGUGAUGUGUUUUUUUCUUCAAAAUUUGCGUAAACGGUGAUGAAAAUUUGUGUUUCUCUUAAGUCCCCAAACUUGUCUUGUGUUUUGUUUUCGUGUUGUGUUGUUCCACAUGGCUCAAUCUAUUUGAUGUUUUGAAUCGCCUUCUCCAUUCAAAAGCUUUCCUAGAGUACGAAAUAUCAGCUUUAGGAAAAUAACAACAUGGUUCAACAUAGUUGUAAAAGUGUUUCAAAAUUCCUGAAGUUAUUUCCAACAAAUAUAGGAGACCGUUUCUGAAGGCGAUUUUGAAUUUGACGUUAGAUAUUAGCCAUGGUUGUUUUGUCGUUUAUAUCAUCACGUGUUCAUCGUUGCAGCAUGUGAAACCGUAGCGAAAAUGGACUUGUGACCCUAAACUACGAUAAUACUAAACUAUCGGUAAAAGUACAGUCGCAGCCUGCUGAAGUUGUCAUAUUCCGAUAACAGCCAUUGACUUCAUUCGCCUCGAAAUAGGGUAUUUGUAGCUGAUUUUAAUUUGCUUGAAUAACCUACGAGUCUGUUUUCCUCAAGGAUUCACAUGCUGCUUGCUUUCCAUUGUGCAUAUUACGCGAAAUACACAAGUCCUGUAUCCUACUGUUUAGCCAAUCUAUAGCCAGUGCUAACGAGAUUUCUCCCUUGGAUAGCUAGAUUUAUCAUUGUAGAUGUUUAACUGUUUAUGAUCUAAUACACAGCCUAAAGUCAGUGGCACAUACCGAGGUUGGCAUUUGAAUGCUUUUCUCUAUUGUUAAAAACCGGCCGAAAAGGUAAACGAUUUUCAUUGUUCUUCUAACACAACGCGGCCACCAUUUCGUACCCAGGGACUCCGCCCUGGGUACGAGAUAUGUAAUCCAUAGUGAGGUAACCAUUUUCACAGAUUUUUCUCAAGUACGGUAGGUUUUGAGACAAAUAUGCGCAAACUUUUUUGUUAUACUGAUAUCUUUUGUGAUUAGUUAAUGGUUGUGGUGUGAUAUGUGAUGGUGAUGGUGUUGGAGUUGAUUGUAUUUAGUGGUAUGAUAGUUUUGUUGGUGAUAGUGGUGGAUUCGAUUAGAUACUGGUGAUGGUGGCAUGGUGGUGGUAGUACUGUAUUAGUGCAUGUGGUUGUGAUGAUAUUGUUGUUUGUGUGAUGGUGUAGGUGAUAUUAUGGAUGGUGAUGUGUUGAUGAAUCAUGGUGGUAAUAGUCUUGAUACUGGCGCUCAUCCGUGUGAUGAUGUUGGUACAUACCAUGGCCUAUCGAAGGGGAGGUGGCUGUUAAACUCAUUAGAAUAACAAUAUAACUCAUUAUCUGUUUUAGUCAACGUAUAUUCAUAAAUAUGGUCUUUCACCGUCACGUGUGUAUUGUAUUUCUGCCAAAUCCACCAAUAGCAAUUUCCAGUUUCCCUAUUGUUCAAGUCACGGAUAGGUGACUUUCCUAAAACAUUGCUAUUGGUUAGUUGGGCAAGAAUACAAUACACACGUGACGGUGAAGGACCAGAUUUAUGAAUAAACGUCGACCAACAUAGAUAAUGAGUUAUAUUGUUAUUCUAAUGAGUUUCACAGGAAUCUUCCCUUCGAUAGGUUAUGUACAUACUGAUGAUGGUCAUAGUCAUUAUGUUGGUGUGAGGGUAAUGGUGAAGGUGAUGGUAAUACAAUCGAACCUCUAUUAAGCGGCCACCCUCGGGAAUCGGCUUUGUGGGCGCUAAAUAGAGGUAUGCAAAUAAUAGAUCCUGGCCUCCUGGGCGUAGUCAAUGCUUGUGAGGUGUAAAGCUUUUGAGGUGUAAAGUGGCAUGAGUUAUUUUAAGCCUUAUUUUACAAAUAAAGCAAAUUAGCUCGACUUUUAUUUUCGGCUCUCAUGUUGCGCCAAGUAAAUCCUGCAGGCUGGCCGCUUAAUAGAGGAAAAAUUGACAUAAAACAUCAUUUGGGACCGCUCUUUGGGUGGCCGCGGCCGCUUAAUACAGGUGGCCGUUUAAGAGAGGGAUAGUUUAUAGUAUUUGUAUGACAAAAAUUUCGGGACUUCGAUAUGUGGCCGUUUAAUAGAGGGUGGCCGCUUAAUGGAGGGCCGCUUAAUAGAGGUUCGACUGUAGUGAUAUUCCCAGUAGCUUUAGUUAUGGUGAUGAUUGUCGUGGUGAUUAUGGUGGUUGCGAACUUUGGAUGGUGACGAUACCUAUGGAAAUGCGUGGUGGUUGUGAUAUGCUUAACGAAGUGGUGGUUUUCAUAGCGAACUAACGUUUCCAUUUUAGCGUAUUUCAUUUAAGGAAUCAUUAACAAAAAACGAUCUUCUGAUAUAUAUUUUGCACAAACAAAUUUGCCUGAUAGAAUUCUAAGUUCUUGCAAAAUAAAUUGUAAUAUGACAAGAAAAAUUCUGAUCGAAUCCAACUCCAACCAAACCUGAAAAAAAAUUAAAUAAGUGAAAACCAUUCAUCACAUUACAUUAAUAAAAUAUCGAUGCACCAUUGACAAAUGCGGUCUACUCUCUCUUUUGACAUUAAUUUUGUCUUUCCUAUAUUGUUGCUCUGACAGGUAAAAGAGGAGUAUUUUCAGCUAGUGUCAGAACAAAGUCUUGGUGGUGGGGGACAACCACAUUGGCAUACAAUAAAGGCGAACAUUAGUGAAGACCCGAGGUAUAAAGCCAUUGAAAGCAGCCAUCGUCGGAAGGAACUGUUUAAGGAAUACCAACAGCAAUUUGAACAAGUAAGUGUGGAGAUACCUUGUGCCAUUCUCGAGUGCUUUCAUUUGUUAGUCCUAGUUUAAUUCACUUCUUUUCCUAUAGUCGGAUAUUUACUUAAUUUGUUGUAUAUUAUACAAAUAAUGAAUGUUUAUUCGUGCAAUGGUAAGGAUAUUUUCAUGAGGUGAAUGGCAACAGCAUAACGAAACCGUCAAAUAAUCACGUAAACAUAAUUUCUAACACCUUUCUCGAUAUGAAAGCUAGCAAUAUAAAUUAUAUACAGGGUCUGAAAUUUAUAUUUUUUCUCGGUAACAAACUGGGAUACCAGAAUUCAAAGUUUAGUAUCCCCCCUGAGAAUGCAGUAUCCCACUUCUGGAUACUGGUUACCGGUACCAUAAGUAUUAUACCCUGUGCCAUCCAAAUACGUUUCCAUAACUCUCGCUAUUAUUACAAAUUGCAAUAACAACAGGAGACGCAACAGUCAACAACUAAAUAAUUCAUUAAUACAAUAAAAUGCACAUAAUCCUUCAACAAACUUCUAUAUGCUAGUACUACCUCAAUGAGGAAAGACUGGUAUUGCCAUGAUACAGAAGUUCUUUAGCGUAGUUAUAUUCCAAGUUUUUUUUGUUUUUUAAGAAGUCUAUUAAACAAGGGACAUUAUUUUUUGAAAUUAUACCAAAAAAUACUAAAUUACUUGAUUUUUUUGAAAUUUUACCAAAACUUUUACCAAAAUUUUAUUUUACCAAAACGUUCCCAAAAAUUACCAAAUUUUACCAAAAGUAAAUUAUUUACCAAAUCUGGUCACACUGUCGUAAAGAGUGCAAUGGAACGUAUUCCAUUGCACUCUUGGGAAACGGAAUUUUCUAUUCAAUAUCACGUGACCAUAAACAGCCAAUUAAAAGAUCAGAAUUCAAUAAGGUAUUAUAUAAAAAAGAAAAUAAAAUAUACAUUAAUAAAUUGUUAGUGCAUGUAGCUUGUUGUAUUAUUUAAAAAACGAGCAGGAGUGCUUUAUCAGAUGUAAAGCACGAGAGCACAGCCGAGUGUUUUAUAUCUGGUAAAGCACGGACUGCUAGUGUUUUAAAUGGCUUAAAAACUACCCAUCUAAAGAGUUCAUUGGCGACGUAAUUUUAAAAAUAAACGUUGUCUAAGCUGAGAAAAUCAAAGCUAAAGUUUAUGUAAAUGAACAUGAUUUUUAUCACAUAUAAAACCAUCGACACAGCAGUGAUUUCCUUUGUCUUUUACUCAUGAAUUAUUAAUGAGUUUUUAAAUAUUAAAUAAAAUUAAAACUGCGUGGUAAUUUUUUAUGGCAUUUAUCGCGAUAUUACUGUAUAUUAAUAUAAUGAUAAUUUCCUGUUUCAAUAAUCAAGAUAUGAUUUUUUAAAUAUCGCUCAACUCUAAGCAUAAGCGCAAGGAAAAACAAUAUAUAUAUAGUGUAUAUGUCUCUUAUUCUUGACCUUAUUUCAUUGAUACGUGUAUGAGACUUGUAUGCUUGCAUUUGUGAUCCAGGCUUGACGUUCCCUCGAAUUUAAUCAUAUUUUGUGUUUUAGCCUGAAAUGAGUGAACCGGAUGAAGAUAAGGAAAAGUUGACUCGCGUAGAAGCCAGUUUGCGUGAGCGGGAACGUCAGGUUUAUGCACAACAAGCAGAGUUCAUGAACGAACGAGAGAAAGAGAAGGAGAGGCAUGUUAAAGAGAAAGCAACACAACAUUUUAUGGCGCUAAUGUCUGAUAUGGUUAGUAUACUUUGUUAACAGUGAUAAAAUUCUAAGUUACAACUAAAUAAAUAUCGCAAGGAUAACUGAAAAGGGAUUUGAAAUAUAUUUCGACAUCCUCUGGUAACAACGUAGAACGGGCAACAACAGCAAAACUACUAUGUGGUUUUUCCCCUUUGAAUGACCCUCUUGUUAAUGUGCCAUCAAAAUCAGCAAUACACUGCAUUUUCUCUGCACCACCUUCAAGAAAAGCUUUCAAUUUCUCUCGCAGGCCAACUGGAUCCCGAAUAAAAACAUUUGCAUCAUCCAUCUCCUUCAUAAUAUCAUUGAUAAUUUCAUUCGUCUGUUUCUUUUUCCUCUGUAAAUAUGAAUAUGCACCAUAAAACACAACUGCCCCGGCUGCAGCCAUUCCUAACAUACUGGCUGUCUUUCUCAUAACAAAAUAUCCAAAGAACUUCAACGUUUCGUAAGCAGAACUUCAACGUUUCGAGCGAGGGCCCUUUCACUACCUUGCCAACGAAUGCCUUUGCUCGAAACGUCUACCGUAGCUUUCUCUUAGUGGAAUCCACCUAUACGUGUGUAGCUUAGAAAAUGAGCACGCUGUGUUCUUCUCCUAGGUUCGCAAUGCGGAUGCAAACUGGAAGGAAACCAAACGUAUGUUAAGAAAAGAUCAUCGCUGGCAGAUGCUGGAGAGUUUAAGUAAAGAAGAAAAGGAAAGUUUGUUUAAUAGUCACAUUAAUCAACUGAACCAGAGAAAACGUGAACAGUUUAGAAAACUUCUUGAUGAACAGAUUGAGGUAAGCUCGUGUUUUUACAGCGCUUUUUAGAAUCCCACCAUUCAUGAGGUAAAUCUUCAAAGUCAGACUUCAGAAUUAUAAACUAAAACAAAGCUAUAAACUUGAGAUAAGGCACUUUGCGCUAGGUAUAAACGUAUAUAGGUAGCGAUUGAGCUAUUUGAACAUUUCUAUAGUGCACCAGACACAACCUCGUACCCAGGGUCUUUCCUCUUGGCGAGGGGAGAAAAGACUCUGGUAGAGGCUGGUCAGGUGAUCUGCUAAAAUCUAGCAGAUUUUUAAUUAGCAAUCCAAGAUGAGAUCAAUAAAUAUUUGAUAUUUGGAUAUUUUUUAUGGUUUAAUUUAUAAUUUGCUUUUUGUAUUAUUGUCGUAAAGGAAUCCAAUCCCUGCUAGAUUUUAGCAGAUCACUUGACCAUGCAGCGUCUACCAGGGUCUUUUCUCCACAAGAUGAAAGAUCCUGGGUACGAGGUUGCACCAUUGAACUAUAAAUAAACUGGAAGGCUAACUCAGGGGGGGGGGAAUUGAAGCCAGUGCAUUUUAGUUUUUCUGAGUUAUGAGCAGAAAUACUCAACACUGAACGUUGGGCUAUAUAUCAAAUUGAAGCUAUUGAAAAAUGCUAUUUGGUGUAGAAAUUUCAAGACUUUAGCUAAAAGGGAAAUAUUGAAUAACUACAAACAUAAUUACCGAUAAUUUGCCGUUUUGCAGUUGUUUUUGUAUUUUUUAAAUAUUUUUCUUUUCGCUGAAGUCUUGAAAUUUCCACACCAAAUAGCAAUUUUCAAUAGCUUCAAUUUGAUAUAUAGCCCGACGUUUGGGGUCAAGUAUUUCUGCUCAUAACUCAGAAAAACUAUUUUGGCUUCAUCAAAUCAUAGGCCUUCAUCAUAGCAGUUAGCCUUCCAGUUUAUUUAUAGUUCAAUGGGUUGCACCAGAUAUUGGUAGAACAUCUAAUAUCCAGUUGUGUGAUUAACCCAUUGAGUGCCAGCACUGUCCUCAUGACGGGCAAAAUCAUCUGGCAUUAGACAGAGUAGAAUAAUAAGGUGGGGUGCGUCAGGGCACAAAGCAACUGAAUGGAUUAAAAUUCUGCCUCUGUUGAAUGUGGAAAGAGUAGUUUUUCCUGGUACUUAGUAAAAAGGAAUGAACAGUUUAGCAAUUAUAACGUUUUCUGUAAAGGUUUUACUAAGAAAGUUUUUGAUUUUAGGUCGGACUGAAAACAAGCUGGAGAACAGCAAGGAAAUUGAUCAAAGACGACCCAAGAUUUUCCAAAUUUUCUUCCAGUGAUCGAGUAUGUAUUUUAAUGUCUUGCUUGUACAAGAGUUUCACCACAGGAAAAUCCUCUGAGUAUAUGUGGCUUGAACCCAUGAUGAUCUCUAAGCCUUGUGUUUUACCAGCAGUGGAGGCACCAAGCUGGUUAAAGUGGAGGGGACUAUCGCCACCGAUGGCAUGGGAAACACCUCUGGGGGGUCUGUGGUCAUGUUUCACCAGGAAAAUUUUGAAAUAUAUAGCUACCCUAUAAGGUUAGACAGAAUUUCCAAGAUUUUUCAUGCCUAUGACGACAAGCACAGCUGCCUAAAAGAAAAUGCCAAACAUACCCUCCACACUUUUUUCAUUGGAUUUGGAUGAAUUAGUAAUUGCAGUGUUUUUAGCAUUUACAUAUAUAUCUAACUUGUCUGCCUCUCUUCGUUCCAAAAUUCAAGCUUAUUGAAACUUACUUAGUUCUUGCUCACAUUCCAGAGACGCGAAACAGAGUUUAGUGAUUACAUGCGAAACAAACUGAAUCAGGCCAAGAAUGAAUUUUGGGAUCUUCUGAAAGAAACUCAUGUUAUAGACCACAGGUUAGCUAGCUAAUGAUCAUUUAUACGUAUUGUACACAAGGAAUUUAUUGAAGUCAUGACUUUAUGUUAACAAUGUUUGAUUAUUUUUGUAGAUCGAGUAAACUUUUAGUUGAAUCAGACCGACACCUGAAGGAUAUAAUUGGGACAUUAAA
Molecule: messenger RNA, 16765 nt
Organism: Paramuricea clavata
Lineage: Eukaryota; Metazoa; Cnidaria; Anthozoa; Malacalcyonacea; Plexauridae
Source: the annotation of a GenBank genome assembly